AAAAAAUUACGGCAUCCUUACCAUUUAUUGAAAUCGAUUUAAAAUUAACUCCAGAACAAAUGUCCAUGUUUAUUAAUGGUCUCAAAUAUGUACCACCAUGUCAAAUACGAUAUAUUCGUAAACCAUCUAUCGAUAAAAAACUUACUGAACAAUAUGAAAAUAUAUCCAACAUUGUAAAACAAUGUCUCAAAGAUAAUAUUAUGUCAACAACAGAUGAACGAGCAAAACAAGCAUUUUCAGAUUUAGAACGUAUCGUACAAGAAUUAAAACAUACGAAAAUUUCAAAAAAAUUACAUUAUCGUGCACGAUUUGAAAGAAGAAUUGUUCGCGGUAUUCAAAAUUUAUUACGUCAACGGCCAGAUGUUGUACUAUGUCGUGCCGAUAAAACAAAAGCAUUGUAUUGUGGUAGUAAGGCUACGAUGAUUGCUAAAGCAUAUGAAUAUAUGACUAGAACGAAUGCUUAUGAAACAAUUACAAAUGAUCAUUGUCCUUUAACUGAUAUUGUAAAUGCUGUAAAUGGAUUGCUCGAUAGUCUUGUAAAACAGAAAGGUCUAACAAUAAGACAAGCAAAUAAAUUACGACCUAAUUUAAAUAGAUUAGAAUUAGCUCAUUUUCAUGGUCUACCUAAAACACAUAAGGAUGGUACACCAUUACGACCGAUCAUUGCAUCGAUCAAUGCACCAACAACAUUAAUAUCAAAAUUUUUAAAUAAUCUUUUAGCACCAAUCUAUUUGCAAGUAGCUCGUGAAACAACUUUUAUCAAUGAUAUCGAUACCGUACGAAAAUUAGAAAAAUAUGUUUCACAUCGGUAUUUAACAUCAACAACACAAUUUAUUACAGCUGAUGUUAAAGAUCUUUAUACGAUGAUACCACGAGAUGGAGCUAUUGCAGCAUUGAUUCGGUUUUUAGAAAAAUAUUCUUAUCAUGGCAAGAUUGGUACAUUAAGUAUUGAUCAUAUUGUAAGAAUGGCUCGUCUAAUAUUAGAUACGAAUUAUUUUGCUUAUGAAAAAACAUACUAUCGACAAAAACGUGGUGGAGCAAUGGGUUCAGCAUUUACACAAGUCUUAGCCAAUAUUUAUAUGUUAGAAUGGGAACAAGAUUUAAUUCGGUAUCAAACUCAACAUCAUGAAAUUUAUGGGAGAUAUAUCGAUGAUAUAUUUAUGACUACCAAUCAAACAACAAAUGAAAUUAUAAAUGAACUCAACAAAGCAGCACAGAAAGAUAUCAAUAUUCAAAUUGAAUAUAAAAUUUCUAUAUCCGUUGAUUUUCUAGAUGUAACGAUUACCAAUGAAAAUGGACACUUAAGAACAUCCAUAUAUCAUAAACCAACUGCUGAACCUUAUAUUUUACCUUUUACAUCGGAUCAUCCACGUCAUAUUCAUCGAAAUAUACCCUAUGCAGCUCUAUUACGUGCUGUACGUCUAUGUUCACAUGUCGAUGAUUUUCAUAUGGAACGAAUUCGUAUUGAUAUGUCGUUAUUAUUAAAUCAUUAUCCACCAAAGUUUAUUACAAAACAUAUUGAUCGAUUCUUUCGUUUAAAUAAUGUUAUCUCUAUAUUAAAAAGAGUAGAUCAACAACAAGUGUACGAAGAAUUACAUAAAAAAUUACUUGAACAAUUAACACGUCGUGAAAAAACCUUGAAAACCAUGAUGCAAGAUUCGAUAAAAAAUCCGCAAGUUUUACAAACGAAGAUAUGGGAUCGCAAAGUUAUGUAUCCACGUUAUCAAUUUGACAGUGGACUAACAUUAAACUUUCGUCGAUCUUUCCAUUCUUGGUGGUUAAAACAUUAUGUCUUUCCCACAUCUAAUGUCAACAACGUUCGAAUUCGAUUAGUACCAAAAAUAAAUCGUACACUCGAACAUUUCUUCAUUCGUAAAAAACCACCACGUGAAAUGUUAACAGAAAAGGAACCAUCCACUUGA
Rotaria sordida is the source of this 1922-nucleotide messenger RNA. Lineage: Eukaryota; Metazoa; Rotifera; Eurotatoria; Philodinida; Philodinidae. The record is from the annotation of a GenBank genome assembly.